UAUAAAACAUACAUUAUGUGAAUCCAUGGGAGCUUUUAUUUAGAUGUCUUAUGCAAUCGCUUGAGUCCCUGUGGGAGAUGAUGGGAAGUCAAGCGUUAGUAAUCCAUAUUGUCUGUUCAUCUCCAAACACAUGCACAUCAAAGCAGUGUCUUCAGCAUCUUCCUACACUAAAAUGGAUUUAGCAGGACUGAAUUCAAGAGAACGCUUGUUUUUAGUUAUAUGUGUUAUUUCUUGCCUAUGCGUGUCAACGGAUGCCGAGGCAAGCUGCAAACUCAAGGCCAAAUUUAAUCUGAGUGGAUAUAAGGAUGUGGAAAAGAAGACAGUGGUUGUUGGCGGUAUGUUCCCCGUUCACCAACGCCUGGCUUCAACUGACAGCAACACCACAAACGCUCCAGAUUCUUCUGGAUGUGAGGGCUUUAAUUUCCGUACUUUCCGCUGGGCUCAGACCAUGCUGUUUGCCAUUAAAGAGAUCAACGCCAGGGUAGACAUAUUACCCAAAACUGAUCUGGGAUAUGUCAUCUAUGAUUCCUGUUUCACCAUUUCCAAAGCUGUAGAAGGAACCCUCACCUUCUUGACGGGACAAGAUGAGGCUGUACCCAAUUAUCGCUGUGGGAAUGGGCCGCCCCUCUCUGCUUUGGUCGGUGCAGGAGGAUCUGAUCUGUCAAUUGCCACAGCCAGGAUCCUGGGACUCUACUAUUUCCCACAAAUGAGUUACGCAUCUUCAUGCUCAGUUUUAGAAAGCAGAUUUCAAUACCCCACUUUCCUCCGCACCAUCCCCAGCGACGAGCAUCAGUCUGUGGCCAUGGCGCGACUGGUGCUUCAUUUUGGCUGGACCUGGGUGGGUACCAUCGCCGCCGACGACGAUUACGGCAAAUAUGGCAUCAAGAGGUUCAAGGAGGUCGUAGAGGAAGCAGGGGUCUGCAUAUCCUUCUCUGAAACCCUCCCCAAAGUCAGCAACCCAGAGGCCAUCCAGCGCAUUGUGCAGACAGUGCUGGACUCCACGGCUAAGAUCAUUGUGGUGUUUUCGUCUGAUGUGGAUCUGAGCCCCCUCGUGAACGAACUGCUUAUGAACAAUGUCACCAAUCGCACUUGGAUUGCGAGCGAGGCCUGGGUGACAUCUGCUGCCGUCUCACGUCAACCAAAUAUUCUGCCUCUUCUGGGUGGUACAAUAGGGUUUGCGGUCAGGAGGGCAACAGAAAUACCCGGUCUGGAAGAGCACCUGUUGGGAAUCGAUCCCUAUCAGGACCCUUUGACCGAAGAGUUUUGGGAGAAAGCCUUUAACUGUACUCUAAGUUAUCAAACGGCUGUUCAGGGUGCUGGUUUGGCACCAACAAGCCUCUGCAAUGGAAAUGAGAUGUUAGGCAAGUUAAAUAAUACAUUUACAGAUGUGUCACAGUUGAGGCUUACGUACAACGUGUAUAAGGCUGUAUAUGCUGUGGCACAUGCCCUGCAUAACCUAGAGCACUGUAUGCCGGGGAAAGGUCCUUUCGAUGGCGGCAGCUGUGCUGACAUUAACAGUUUUGAACCUUGGCAACUGAUGUACUAUCUGAAAAAUCUCAGAUUCAAAGUUCCUCACACUGGAGAGGAGAUAUACUUCAAUAAUGGCGAAGUGAAUGGGUUUUAUGAAAUCUUAAAUUGGCAGAGUGAUUCGGAGGGUGAAGUUUUGUAUAACCCCAUUGGUUACUAUAACAGCACACUGGCCCUCGAUGAAAGGCUCACGAUUGACAACACAUCUAUCAUAUGGAACAAUGACAUUCUGGAGCCACCACGCUCCGUGUGCAGUGAGAGGUGCCAGCCGGGAACCAGGAUGGGUAUUCGUCAGGGAGAACCUAUUUGCUGCUUUGACUGCAUUCCCUGUGCAGAUGGCGAGAUCUCUAACACAACAGAUGCAAGGGGUUGUAUCCAAUGCGAUGAAGACUACUGGUCCAAUGCUAAUCAUGAUGAGUGCGUGCCAAAGACCAUUGAGUUCUUAGACUUUUCCGAAGCUCUUGGGAUCACACUAAUCGCCAUCUCUGCUUUCGGUGCUCUUGCGACUAUCGUAGUCUCGAUCAUCUUCUUGAUGCACCUUAACACUCCUCUGGUGCAGGUGAAUGACCCUCUGCUUAGCUUCAGCCUGCUGUUCGGUUUGGUGAUCACCUUCCUCUGCUCUAUUGUGUUCCUGGGAAGGCCUCAGAUGUGGUCUUGCAUGACCAGCCAGGUGGCACUUGCUGUCGGCUUUGCUUUGGUCCUGUCUUCACUCAUGGGCAAAUCUGCUCUUCUCAUGCUGAGAGCCAGAGCAGUUAAAGCCGUCAAAGCUGCCGCCAAAGCAGCCAAGGCAGCAGCUGCAGCUUCCGAGCAGAGUCCCGACACUGCCGUCAUUGCCCCGGCUGUGCCGCAGAAGAAUGACGUUGACCCCAUACAUCCCAGGCACCAGAGGGCGAUAAUGUUGGUGUGCACCCUGAUUCAAGCGGUGGCCUGCACUGUGUGGCUGAUCUUGAUUCCACCCCACCCGGUGAAGAACACGGCCGCCCAGAACAUCAAGAUCAUCCUGGAGUGUGACCCUGGAAACAUCAUCUUCAUCUGCUCCAUCUUUGCUUAUGACAUUCUUUUGGCCGUGAUCACUUUUGCCUUUGCUUUCGUGUCACGAAAGUUGGAAGACCACUUCAGUGAGGGCAAGUGUGUCACUUUUGGCAUGAUGGUAUUUUUUAUCGUUUGGAUCUCAUUUGUGCCAGCCUACCUGAGUACACGGGGGAAGUUCAUGGUGGCCGUGCAAAUCUUUGCCAUUUUGGCAUCCAGCUUCGGUCUGCUGGCUUGUAUUUUUAUCCCAAAGGUUUAUGUGUUGCUUAUCAAGCCUGAUAGAAACACAGAGGAGAUGAUGAUUCCCAGACCAAUAUCUCGCAAUAAACCUGCCACUGGAAGCGCUGCAUCGAUCGCCAGCAUUUCUAAUGGCAAUGGAACCACAGUGUCUACUGUGUCUCUGGACUGA
Molecule: messenger RNA, 2965 nt
Organism: Paramisgurnus dabryanus
Lineage: Eukaryota; Metazoa; Chordata; Actinopteri; Cypriniformes; Cobitidae
Source: RefSeq, a predicted model, not a curated record